GGGAGGCGGGAAUUCGUCUGGGUGUUGCGGAGAGGGCUGCUGAGACCUGGAGUGGAGAAAAGUUAGGAAUCUGAAGUAAACAAAGCAUGAUGUCUUCAGCUGAAUAUACAAUUGGUGGGGUGAAGAUUAACUUUCCUUAUAAAGCUUAUCCAUCACAGCUUGCUAUGAUGAAUUCUAUUGUCAGAGGAUUAAACAGCAAGCAGCAUUGUUUAUUGGAGAGCCCCACAGGAAGUGGGAAAAGCUUAGCCUUACUUUGUUCUGCUUUAGCGUGGCAGCAGUCUCUUAGUGGGAAGCCAGAGGAUGAAAGCCUAAGAAAGAAAACUGAAGUACCAUUGUCAUGUUGUUGUUCGUGCCAUUCAAAGAAUUUUGCAAACAGUGAUGUGCACCAGCGAACUUCGUAUCAUUUCAGCCCUCCAAGUACACCACCUUCUGAAAGAAAUGGCACUUUGUCAGGUUCUCAAGACUCUCCUGAAAAAACUACACUGGCUGCAAAGCUAUCUGCUAAGAAGCAGGCAUCUAUGUACAGAGACGAAAAUGAUGAUUUUCAAGUAGAAAAGAAAAGAAUUCGACCCUUGGAAACUGCACAGCAGAUCAGAAAACGUCAUUGUUUUGAGAAGGAGGUACACCAGUUGGAUGCAAAAGUUGCUUCAGGAAAGACCACAAAACUCAACUCUCCAUUAGGAAAGAUAAACUCCAUGUCUCCACAGAAUCCCCCUGGUCACUGUUCUAGGUGCUGUUCUACUAAACAAGGAAACAGUGAAGAUUCUUCAAAUACCACUAAGAAGGCUCAUGGAGGGAAGUCCAAGAUACCCAAAAUAUAUUUUGGGACACGCACACACAAGCAGAUUGCUCAGAUUACUAGAGAGCUCCAGAGAACAGCGUACUCAGGGGUCCCGAUGACUAUUCUUUCCAGCAGGGAUCAUACUUGUGUCCAUCCGGAAGUAAUAGGUAACUUCAACAGAAAUGAAAAAUGCAUGGAAUUACUGGAUGGGAAAAAUGGAAAAUCCUGCUAUUUUUAUCAUGGUGUUCAUAAAAUUAGUGAUCAACACACAUUACAGACUUUCCAAGGGAUGCACAAGGCCUGGGAUAUAGAAGAACUUGUCAGCUUGGGGAAAAAACUAAAGGCAUGUCCAUAUUACACAGCACGAGAACUAAUGCAAAAUGCUGACAUAAUAUUUUGUCCCUACAACUAUCUUCUAGAUGCACAAAUAAGAGAAACUAUGGAGAUCAAUCUGAAAGAACAGGUUGUCAUUUUAGAUGAAGCUCAUAACAUUGAGGACUGUGCUCGGGAAUCAGCAAGUUACAGUGUAACGGAAGUUCAGCUUCGGUUUGCUCGGGAUGAACUCGAUAGUAUGAUUAACUAUAAUAUAAGGAAGAAAGAUCAUGAACCCCUACGAGCUAUGUGCUGCAGCCUCAUUAAUUGGUUAGGAGCAAGCUCUGAACAUCUUGUGGAAAGGGAUUAUGAAUCAUCCUGUAAAGUAUGGAGUGGAAGUGAAAUGCUCUUAAAUUUACACAAAAUGGGCAUCACCACUGCUACUUUUCCCAUUUUGCAGGGACAUUUUUCUGCUGUCCUUCAAAGAGAAGAAAAAGUCCCAUCAAUUCAUGGUAAAGAGGAGGCAAGAGAAAUACCUAUUAUUAGUGCUUCAACUCAAAUAAUGCUCAAAGGACUUUUUAUGGUGCUUGACUAUCUUUUUAGGCAAAAUAGCAGAUUUGCAGAUGACUAUAAAGUCGCUAUUCAACAGACUUACUCUUGGAUAAAUCAGAGUGAUACUACAGAUAAAAAUGGAAUCUUGAUUCUAUCAAAAAAUAAGAAACGUUCACGGCAGAAAGCAGCAGUUCAUGUGCUAAAUUUUUGGUGCUUAAAUCCAGCUGUGGCCUUUUCAGAUAUUAAUGGCAAGGUUUGGACAAUUGUUUUGACAUCUGGGACAUUAUCACCAAUGAAAUCCUUUUCAUCAGAACUUGGUGUUACAUUUACUAUUCAAUUAGAGGCUAAUCAUGUCAUUAAUAACUCACAGGUUUGGGUUGGCACCAUUGGGUCAGGGCCCAAGGGUCGCAAUCUCUGUGCUACCUUCCAGCACACGGAAACAUUUGAAUUCCAGGAUGAAGUGGGAGCACUUUUGUUAUCUGUGUGCCAGACUGUUAGCCAAGGAAUUUUGUGUUUCCUGCCAUCUUACAAGUUAUUAGAAAAGUUAAAAGAACGUUGGCUCUCUACUGGUUUGUGGCAUAAUCUGGAGUUGGUGAAGACAGUCAUUGUAGAACCACAGGGAGGAGAAAAAAUUGAUUUUGAUGAAUUACUGCAGGUGUACUACGAUGCAAUCAAGUACAAAGGAGAAAAAGAUGGAGCCCUCCUGGUGGCAGUUUGUCGUGGUAAAGUGAGUGAGGGUCUGGAUUUCUCAGAUGAUAAUGCCCGUGCUGUCGUAACAAUAGGAAUUCCUUUUCCCAAUGUGAAAGAUCUUCAGGUUGAACUAAAGAAACAGUAUAAUGAUCAGCAUUCAAAAUUAAGAGGUCUUUUACCAGGUCGUCAAUGGUAUGAAAUUCAAGCAUACAGGGCCUUAAACCAGGCCCUUGGUAGGUGUAUUCGACACAAGAAUGAUUGGGGGGCUCUUAUUCUAGUCGAUGACCGCUUCAGGAGUAACCCAAGUCGAUACAUAUCUGGACUUUCUAAAUGGGUUCGACAGUUGAUUCAGCACCAUUCAACCUUUGAGAGUGCACUGGAGUCCUUGGCUGAAUUUUCCAAAAAGCACCAAAAGGUCGUUGCUGUGUCCAAAGAAGACAGAAAAUCUAUACAGGACAAUGAGUCUACACUUGGAGUGGCUUGUUCGAAGGAUAGUACCUAUUUUUUAGAAGCAGCAAGCCAUUUAUCACCAGAAUAUGCUAUGGAAGAUGAUCCAGAAUUAUUAGAAGAGUCUGCCCUGGCAGUAGGAGCAGAAAGAAUUGUGAUAUCCAGAUCCACAAGCCCAACCUUCAGCAAACAAACAGACCGAGUUAGCUGGUCUGCCAGUAAUUUGGGGGGGCAGUAUCUCACUGGUAAAAUUCUGACUGGAACCCCUGUGGUUAGGUCAUCGGAGGACUGUGCCUCUACUUCUUCCACUUUCAAAACAGAAAAGAAAUGUGAAACAGUUUUGCCACUCACUGAUAAAUAUGAGUCCUCAUCUCUGACAGUAGACACAUCAUUUGGAGCAUGCCCUCAAUCAGAAACCAUUGUUCCAUCUGCAAGCGUUGAUGCUACUAACCUGAAUUCAGAAGAUCCAGCAAUUCAGUUGUCUGUAGUAAGUGAAGAAGCUGAACCUUCUGCUUCAGAUACAGCUUCUGAAACAGAAGCAGAUGAGUCUAUCUAUUUUACACCUGAACUUUAUGACCCUGUAGAUACAAGUGAAGAGAAUGAACUAGCUGGAGCUGAGAGAGACAAUAGAUUGACUAAUAGUUCAAACUGCAUUUUAAUUGAAGAUCUUUUUGAAAUUAAAACUACAAAAGGAGUGGAUUCAGUUGGAGAAAUGGAAGCUGAGGACCAAAGUUGAAAAGACUCAUGCCUAUUUAAGAAAGUAAAGUUGAUGACCUUGGUAGUAAUGUAAAAACAACUCAUAAAUGAAUUGGAACUGGGACAAUACUCAGGAAAUGGAUAUAAAGAACUUUAAACAGUCUCCUUCCAAAAAUAAAGAUGUGUUCCCUGGUGUUAGGUAAUAAUACUUAACUGUCAAGCUAUAAGAACAUACCCUCAUGCAUAUAUUCAACUAUAUUGUAAAUGAUAAUUUAUAUAUUGGAUAAGUAGCAUGGUUUUGGGGGACUUUUUUAGUUUGAGAUAUAUUUUUCACUUUAAUCCAAAGACUAUAUUAUGGUUAAAAAUACAAGUUUUACUACUCUUGAGUUUUAAUAAAUUUUUUCUUAAAAGAUAUUUUCCUUCAAGAAGUUUUUCUCUGCUAAAUGCUAUAUUGAAUUAAUCAGUUUGGAACAUAUGUAGUUUCCUAGUGCACUUUAAAUUUCACAUGAAUAUUUGUUUUUAUAGUCCUCUUCAUCCAUUUGUUUUCAUACUGAUAUGUAAAAAUUAAUAGCAAUCUAAUCCAGUCACCCAUGGAUCAAAGAUCAGUCUGAGAUUUUUUUUUUUAGAAGUCACAGUCUUCUUGAAAAGUAUAUUCCUAUAUUAAACUGCCUAAUUAUAAGUAAUUAAGAAUUAAGAAAACUACGUGCAUUUCUAAUUGAAAUUGUUUUUUGUUCGUUAAACCUAAAUCAAGCAUGUUUUAAACAAAUUUAUAUAAAAUCAUAAGAUACCAAAUUAAGGACUCCAAAUUUUCAAUUCUGAUUGUUUAGCUUCAUUACCAUUGUGGAAAAUGUGAUCUUUUCUAGCUGAAAGGUUUCAAUUAUGCAGCCAAGAUAGGAAACUUCAAAUAUAAAUUUAAUAAGUAAACCCAAACAUGUAACAGUAGCUGAAAAAUGUUCUGUGGUAUCUCAGUAAUAAGCCUUUCUGUAGAUUUUGACUCUGUGUUUUUAUGAAUGAAGCUGUACUUCUGAUUAAAAAUGGUUAUAAAAGAAGCUCUUCUCUGACAUCAUUCCAAAAAUACAUUGACCGAUCUUUUCCAAGAAACAUCUGUUAUUCAGUAGACAUUUAGGCUUCUUGUGAGUGAUUUGAAUUGAAAUAUUAUGAGUUGUUCAAGUUGUGGAUGUGUUUCAUUAUUUUCAAGUCAAAAUUCUCUGAAGUCAGGUAUCUUUUUAUUUGGGAUAGUGAUUUAUUAUAUAUGAAUAUAUUUACUUUCAUUUCAAUGGCAUUUAGAUUGAAUACAGCUUAAUUGUUUCUAUAGCAUUGGAUGUUACAACUCUGAGCAUAAUUCAAAGAAAUUUAAAUGGAUAAUUUACCAGUUAAAGAUCAUAUCUGUAGAUUGGGAUAUAUUCAGUCCCAUCUAAUAUUAGAUUUUUUUCUUAGGUGAUCAGUAAAAAGUUUCAAACACUGGAUUAGAAGGUAAUUUCUAAAUUGUUUUGAAUGGGUGAAAUCAUUUGUCCUCUUUGGCGUAGUUUCUAAUCCACAGAUAAAGGGUAGGGUGACAGUAGGAAAAGAGCCAGGUGGAAGGCAAGAGACUUGGGCUCCAUUCUUGGCUCUGCCACUAAAAUUUGCCAAGUCAUGCCCUUCGGGGAAUUAGUUUCAUCUGUGAAAUGUGUAGUUUGAUACUAUAAAAUCAUGCAAAUCCCUUUCAACCUUAAAAAUCCAUAAUUUAAAGGAGUAUGUGUUGAUAUUUUAUUCUGAAUCAAUUUUCAUUUGCUUUGUUGCAAAAUGCUUAAAGCAAACCAUUUGUAUAAAAAUAACAUGAAUAAUUGUAUGAAUAUGUGCAUAAUAACCUAGGAAGGAAAAUAUUUUAACAUUGCUAUGAUUAAAAUAUUCCUGAAUGCUUAAAAUUGUCUUUAGAAGAAUUGGUAAACUACUGGAGAAGAACCAAGUACAGCAUUUUUUAGUCAUAUCUUAGUGUGAUUAUCCAAAGGAAAGAAAGUGAAGGUGUUAGUCACUCAGUCGUGUCUGACUCUUUGCGACCCCAUGGCCUGUGGCCCACCAGGCUCCUCUGCCCAUGGAAUUCUCCAGGCAAAAACACUAGAGUGGGUAGCCAUUCCCUUCUCCAGGGAAUCUUCCCAACCCAGGGAUCAAACCCAGGUCACCUGCAUUGCAGGCAGAUGCUUUACCAUCUGAGCCACCAGUGUUAUUAUCCAACUCAAUCUCAAAAUACCAUUCCUUUCCCUAGAUAUAAUUCUUGCCAAAAUCUAAUUUUCUCCAAGGCUAAAAAUUUCAGUUACUGAGAAUGUACAUAGAGAUGUGGCACAAGCUUAUAGUAAUCCCAAGUGGUGUUUCAAAAAUUUUGUACAAUGAUUCCACAGUUGAAACAGCUAUAUCUUCUCCUCAGAUCACAGCUUUGACCAGGAUGGUUUUGCAAGAAGUAAAGUACUAGGUCUUUAUAAGGAGUAUGAGGUAGGACAUUUUCAUUAGUGAUAAAAUACUUUUUAAAGAGAUAUUUUAGAAAGUUCAAGUUAAAACAUAUAAAAGCAUUUAAAAGAGUAUCUGACUUUUGGCAAAUCCUCAGUUAUUACUUGGUAAAUCAAUCAUAUAUGUGGAGCACACUCUUGCUUUAUAUGGAGUCUUCCCUAAUGAUGAUAGAUAUAUAGAUAGGUGAUAAACUGACAAUAAAGAAUCAUUGUAUAGUAGCUCAGUUCUGUCGCUCAGUUGUGUCUAACUCUCUUUGCAACCCCAUGGACUGCAGCACGCCAGGCCUCCCUGUCCAUCACCAACUCACGUUCCUCAAGUCGG
Cervus elaphus (red deer) is the source of this 6280-nucleotide messenger RNA. It is a transcript of the gene BRIP1, whose product is annotated as BRCA1 interacting helicase 1. The transcript is spliced from 20 exons. Gene Ontology annotation, cellular component: nucleus. Gene Ontology annotation, biological process: double-strand break repair involved in meiotic recombination; nucleotide-excision repair. The record is from RefSeq and is a predicted model, not a curated record. Gene Ontology annotation, molecular function: DNA helicase activity; ATP binding; DNA binding. NCBI's taxonomy places the organism in Eukaryota, Metazoa, Chordata, Mammalia, Artiodactyla, Cervidae. The coding region runs from base 87 to 3518 and encodes 1143 amino acids.